AUGGUCCGCAUCGCCCUCGCCCAGACCAACCCCCUCUCCGCCCCUCCAGGCAUCCCCUCCCUCGAAAAGCCCCACUCCACCUCUCCCUUCCCCUCCAUCGACUACAAUCUCACCGAUGCCGUCCAGUGCGUCGAACAGGCCGUCAAGCAAAGCGCAGAUGUGGUCGUCUUUCCAGAGUACUUUCUGCAGGGUAUUGUGAACGAGAACAGGCAGUACUUGACAUUUGCCUCGCAAUACCUAUUGGCGUUCUUCCAAGAGCUCGCCAAAGAGCACAAAGUUGCUCUCGUUGGCACGAUUGUCCACGGAUCCCGCUCCAACGCUCCAUUCCCUCAAGUAAACCCGUUCUCCCAUAUUCCCCUCCGUUCAGGCUCCUCCACAUCCGCCGAGCACAGCAAGAUCACGUCUGCCCAGCUUGAAUGGGCCAAGUAUUUCGAGCAGCACCCGCUCAGCACAGAGGAAGGAGUUGAACCAGUGGCAAAGAAUAUCGCAUUCUUCAUUGAUGAUGAAGGCAAGGCUGUGGGAGAGUAUGUAAAGCAAAACCUGUGGCACCCCGAGAGAGAGUACCUCAAGCCCGGAGUUGAGCCCAGGCAGGUCUUUGACACCAAAUGGGGUAAGGCCGGUCUUCUCAUCUGCUGGGACAUGUCCCACCCCGCCGCCGCUCAAGACCUUGCCAACCUGGGAGCAGACAUCAUCUUCACUCCUACUUACUGGAUGGCCACGGACAGCGAACCUCUGAUCCACAAACAUCAACAUGACCCCGACUACGAGACUACUGUUGUCUCGGCCCUCUGCCUCACUAGGUCUUUCGAGACAGAGACGGUAUUUGUCAUGUCUAAUGCAGGCGGAGAUGCGCGUGAAGGGUUCAUGGGCGGAAGUGGAGUUUGGGCGCCAUUGAGAGGCAGGGUAGGAGGCUGUGGUGUUGGAAAGGAGGUGAAGAUUGUGGAUGUUGAUGUUGGUGUUUUGAAGGAUGCGAGAGAGACGUAUAAGAUCAAGGAGGACUGGAGUCGCAAGAACGCCACUUAG
Molecule: messenger RNA, 1023 nt
Organism: Cryptococcus amylolentus CBS 6039
Lineage: Eukaryota; Fungi; Basidiomycota; Tremellomycetes; Tremellales; Cryptococcaceae
Exons: 6
Coding region: 1-1023 (340 amino acids)
Molecular function (GO): hydrolase activity, acting on carbon-nitrogen (but not peptide) bonds, in linear amides
Source: RefSeq, a predicted model, not a curated record